AUGAGCCAGAAACAGAGAACAAACUGGAGAAACAAAGAUGAACCUGAAGAUUUGACUUUAGAUUCAGAUUUCUCACGACGAGUGAGGCAGCAGAUCACUAACAACCAAUCACGACUCACAAUAUAUAACCUGAGAGAGACAGAUGGUGGAGAAUAUCAGCUCAUGAUCAUUAUGAAGGAUGGAGUUAAACAUCUCAGCUCAGUCACAGUCAAUCUAACAGUCACAGUUUUACAGGUGAAGAUGAAUCCUGGACCUAGAGGACUACGAGUAAAACUGAGCUGUGAUUCCUCCUGCCCUUUAACAUCUGAAAAUAAAUACUACUGGUACAAGAAUGGACAAUUUUUAAGAUAUGACAGAACUAUAGUUGUAUCAUCCAGUGGAAACACUGACUAUUAUUCCUGCUCUGAGUAUAAUGCCGAGUCCUCUUCAUCUGUGUGUCUUUCUAACAGUGGUUGUUGGGGUGUGUCUUACACCUCUAGAAGAGUUUGUGCUUUAGUGGGAUCAACAGUAGAUAUUCACUCUUCAUACUCACAUCCCACUGGAUAUACAGUAGAGAAAACAUACUGGCAUUUGCCAGGUAAUUAUUAUGAUCUGCGUAAGGAUCAUCAGUUUGCUGGUCGUGUGAAGUUUUUGGGAAACACACUGAGAAUCAAAGAUGUCAGAAGGACUGACACUAGAGAUUAUCUGUUCAGGAUCAUCACUAACACAUCAGAUGAAGUUUCUGGUUAUCCUGGCGUCUAUCUUACUGUCACAGGUACACAUGUGAUAAGCAGCCCAGACCCUGUGAUAGAUGGAGAAAAAGUGAUAUUAAGCUGUUCAACCCGAUGCACUCUGGAUAUCAAACAUACUUACAUCUGGUAUAAGAAUGGACAACAGGUAACAGAUGGAUUGAGAUUAUUAAACAAGCUGUACCUGGACUCAAUCAACAGUGAGGAGCUACAAGAGUAUUCCUGUACUGGAAGAGUUGACAAAACCAGUAUAACAGUUGACAAAACCACUGUAGCAGUGGACAAUAACAAUGAAACAACUAAAAGAAACAAUGAAGAAAUGUACAGUUCAGUGUUUGUCCCUCUGCUGGUGUUUCUGGCUCAGUUUCUCAUUAUAGGAGCUGUAUGGAUCUGGUAA
Paramisgurnus dabryanus is the source of this 1125-nucleotide messenger RNA. Lineage: Eukaryota; Metazoa; Chordata; Actinopteri; Cypriniformes; Cobitidae. The record is from RefSeq and is a predicted model, not a curated record.